Guyanagaster necrorhizus is the source of this 999-nucleotide messenger RNA. RefSeq lists its product as uncharacterized. The record is from RefSeq and is a predicted model, not a curated record. Bases 1 to 999 code for a protein of 332 amino acids. The transcript has 4 exons. Lineage: Eukaryota; Fungi; Basidiomycota; Agaricomycetes; Agaricales; Physalacriaceae. Gene Ontology annotation, cellular component: membrane.
AUGUCUGACAACGGUACACUCCCCGGCUACGUGGAGGGUAGUUACUGGUACUACGCGCCUAAUAAAGGUGCCCCAAUCACAUUUGCGGUACUAUUUGGUAUCUCUGGAAUAGUUCACGCCUAUCAGUGCUUUAAAUAUCACUGCUGGAAAGUUGGCGGCCUGCUUCCUUGGGCGGCGACUCUUUUCGUAGGAGCUUUCGUGGUUCGAGAGAUAGGAGCUUACCACUAUAACAACCUUGGCGUUUUUAUUGCCAGUACCGUAAUUUUUCUGGUUGCUGCCCCUGUGUACGAGGGAGCCAAUUACUUUCUUUUGGGAAGGAUCUUAUAUUACGUCCCGUACAACUCCCCACUUCAUCCCGGGCGUGUCGUGUCUACUUUUGUUGGUAUCGACCUCAUCAUUGGAACGCUCACCGGGAUUGGUGCCCCCCGCGUUGCCAAUUCUUCCCUAUCUCAAAGCAUCAUUGAUUCUGGAAAGAAUUUACUCAAGGCUGCGCUGUUGCUCCAGAUUGCGUCCAUGUGUACUUUUGUCGCCAUCACCGCACGGUAUCACUACAGAUGCUACAAAACAGGGACGCUUCCAAAUAACCUGCGCACCGUCCUCAUCGUUCUUUACACAAGCUGCACACUCAUCACGGUCCGCACCAUAUACCGUACCGUAGAGUACUUCGAAGCCGCCAGCUUAAACAUUUAUUCUAACAUCCUCCACAUCAGUCCAUUACUAAAGCACGAAUUUUACUUCUGGGUGUUUGAAGCAAUGUUCAUGUUCUUGAACACCGUGCUUCUAAACACAUUCCAUCCUUCACGCUUCCUACCCGUAAACAACAAGAUAUAUCUCGCCCAGGACGGAGUUACAGAGAUUGAAGGGGCAGGAUACGAGGAUAAGAGACACUUUCUUUUGACUCUUUUUGAUCCUUUCGACAUCGUUGGCAUCAUCACCAAAAGGGAUAAGACAGAGAUGUUUUGGGAGAAGGAUGGCAGCGGGGAUAAGAUCGAUGCCUGA